AUGGAGGAGAGUCAGGCACACUUCAUGGUGACUGUGUUUCUCCUUUACGGUCUAAUAUUACUGCAAGCAUACUGCAUGAAGUUACAUUAUACUGGUGGCCUCCGUUUGAUCACUAUACUACUCCAAUGUCCACAUUGGGCCCGGGCCCAUCUCGCUAGUAGGGUAUGGCUCAUCAAUGGCACUAUAGUGGCUGCCAACGGCAUGCUCGUUUAUGCUGCUUGUAGAGGUACUUUGAAGGCGCUGAUGAGUGAAUUGUCAUCGUCUCUCAGAAUUGGUAUAUCGCAAUAUCUAACUGAGCCGAGUUGGAAACGACUGGUGGACACAAUGCAGAUAGAGCUGAGUUGUUGUGGCGUUGAGAAGCCCGGAGAUUGGCACGAGAUACCAUGGAUCAAUAUGGAUUUUCUGAACAAGGAUUCUGAUUUAGUUAUGAAUAUCGCCAUACUCGUGCUGUACACCACGAGUACUCGCCGCCUGCUACCACGAUCCUCUACAACAGGUACUUCAUUAUUUGUCUAAAUCUAGCAUUUGUUGUUAUGCUAGUCGUAGAAGGCCUAUUGUAUUCCUCCAAAAACGGAAUUAUCUACGUCUAUUUUCGAAACGCUAAUAAGACUCCUGAGUAUUGACGGACUUACCCCAUCGGUGGCCUGGGGUGGCAAUAGGCCUGGAUCGACAUUUUUUUCCAACCCAGGCAGAAUCUUGAUAUUGCUUUUAAUUGAUAAUGAUCGAAGAGAGAACUUCAAAUACAGACGUGUUGACUUAUUUUGGUAACGAUAUAAACCUGGUAUUAAAGUUAUAAUGAUCCUCGUUAUAUAAUAAGACUGGAUAAGUAUAUAUUUUAAACAUUAUGGUUAGAGUGAAUGCCGUGAGAUCUGGAGCGGUUCGCCGCUGCUGCCAGCGUCGUUGCACGCGCGCGGCUGCGUCGAAGCCGUGAGACAACCGCUCACUAAGGCGCUGCUGGCGCUGCAUCUCUUCAACGUGCUCGUCUUCUUAUUACAAGUAUGAUGUUAAAGUUAAUAUUUUAUAGAGAUCAAUAUCUGUAGUAAUAGUCGAGAGAAUUACUUGAGAAACUGGCAAAACUUAAGCGUUUGCGAAUCCUUGAACGCUCGAUGUAGGUACUAUGCGCUGUGAUAUGAUGGAAAUUUAUUCAAUAAAUUAAGUUGUUAUGAAGACAACAGUUAG
Diatraea saccharalis (sugarcane borer) is the source of this 1179-nucleotide messenger RNA. The record is from the annotation of a GenBank genome assembly. NCBI's taxonomy places the organism in Eukaryota, Metazoa, Arthropoda, Insecta, Lepidoptera, Crambidae.